Messenger RNA from Effrenium voratum, 581 nucleotides. The record is from the annotation of a GenBank genome assembly. Lineage: Eukaryota; Dinophyceae; Suessiales; Symbiodiniaceae.
GCGGCGUCAUGUUCAGCUUGCUCUGCGGACUUUGGACCUGGCUGCUCCAGAAGGAGGAGAGGCGCAUGGUGCUGCUAGGUGUGGACAAUGCGGGGAAGACCACGACCUUGGAGCAGCUCAAGGCGCACUUCGGGCUCAAGGCGAUGCCAAAUGAGAGGAUCCCACCCACCAUCGGCUUCAACAUCGGAAGGAUACAGAUCGACAAGGUCAUCGCCGUGUUCUGGGACCUGGGUGGCCAUGCCUCCUUCCGCUCGGUUUGGCACAACUACUACCCCGAGGUGCAAGGGGUGAUGUUCGUGGUGGACUCCGCCGACGCCGCGCGGCUGGAGGAGGCGAAGAAGACCUUGCUGGAGGUGGUCAGCCACGAGCAGCUGCAGAAGGUCCCGCUGCUUUGCCUUGCCAACAAGCAAGACAAGCCAGAGGCGCUAAGCGUGCAGGAGCUGUCGCGGAUCUUCGAGUUCGAGAGGGUCUUCAGCGACCGGCCCUUCCACGUGCACCCUUGCUGCGCCUUGCAGGGCCAGGGCCUCGAGGCGGCGGUGAGGUGGCUGCUAGCAGAAGCCGACAAGUUUGCGAAGAAGUGA